AUGCCAUCGCUCGCUACAUCAGAUCGGAUUGCGAUUAAUGACGUGCUUGAGCAGUACAAGCCUGGUGAAGACUCGAUGGUCGACACAUCGCAUAGUUUGCUGCAGAAUCCAGCCUUAUCGCACGCGCCAUCGCGUACGAACCUGGCACCACCCAUCACUGCAUUCCUGGGGAAUCCAUCAGUUGGUAUGGGCUCGCAAUGGGUGCAUGAAGACGUGUCUUUGUCCGCAUACAUCCGUGACGAAAAUACCACACAGGAAGAUCCAGGCAUGCGUACGGGAACCACUACCACUGGUGCACGCCCUGAUGCAAGCUCCGUAGCAGACGCAGCUGCAUUCACAAACGCUACGUCCGAGCCAAGCGCACGUGUGUCAGCACCUGCGCACGUCUCCGCUACAAGACACGCUUCGGAGCGAGCUGCGCCUUCUCGUGAUACGUCGCUGCAUCAGCCCGACGAGGCAAGUGAGCAGGAUGCUCAGAGGCCUACGAACAUGCCCACAGCGAGUCGUGUGCAUGUGGUAGGGACGACGCGGUCGUCGCCCACGAAAAAAGCACCUGACAUGACAUCGGUCUAUGACUCCUUGCCGACGCCUCGAACGAACGAAAUCUUCCCAGACGGUCUGUUCACGAGUGUAGUGACGCCCGUGCUUGAUCAGUCCUCUGCGUCUGAACGACCAGCUCGUGUCCCGGACGAUUUCUUGACGACGACGAACGAGUCCAUAUCGCGGGAACCUCUUCUGGACCGUGCUGAUCUGGACAAGUUCUUGCUCGCAGGCGACGACGAAAACGCGCUUCAUAUCAAGCUAGAUGAACGUGCUCCAAACGAGGGAGAACAGCUCAAUGCAGAGCCUGAGCAGACAGUUUCGAAGGCCAAUGACCGGGAGCCGGUGCCUGAAGGUGUGAAUACUUCCAUGUCGUACCAUCCACAAAACACGGUCUCUGAACGAAGAGGAUAUGAAGCAGGAUGA
Molecule: messenger RNA, 966 nt
Organism: Malassezia globosa CBS 7966
Lineage: Eukaryota; Fungi; Basidiomycota; Malasseziomycetes; Malasseziales; Malasseziaceae
Exons: 1
Coding region: 1-966 (321 amino acids)
Source: RefSeq, a predicted model, not a curated record